UUAUCCAGUUGAGAGGUACACGUUUUCUGCGCUGGAGGGCGCCAGUGGACGGGUUCCAUUUAAACGUCGGCUGACGGCUGACUGCUCUCCGAGGACCGAUAGAGCUCCGAUAUUGCGAAGUUCUACUACGUUGGAACGUGGCGAACGUAACCAAGCGCGAGGCUGAAACUGCAGCCUGCUGGCGAGGGCGACACGAUUGUAACGCGCGCAAUUUUUGUAUUGUCAGUCCGACCGCGAUGUAAGAAAAAAAAAAGAGAGCGGAACGACAUGCGUCGCUCAGCCUCAGUGAAGAUCUACGAAGAUGCGUCCCCGAGAGUUUUGACGAGCGGACAUGGGGGGAUAGGAGAUAGGAGGCGUGCCGAUUGACAGGAGUUAUACAUAUGACUUGUCAUCCACGUUCACCGUGUUCACGUGCAACAACAACAACAACAACAACAACAACAACAACAACAACGACGACGACGACGAUUACGAUAUAGGGCUUCUCUUGAGGCAUGCCGCGAUGUGCGCCGCGUCGACGUAGAGUAACGCACGUUAUUUUGCAUCCCGACCGCGCCGAGGCCGCACCGAGAUCAUCAUGACGCCGCAACUGGCGCGGGAGAAGCACGUCAAGUACUUCCAGAGGUUGCUGCAGGUCAUGCCGAGCAGCCUGGCGGACUUCGACUCCACCAGGCCGAUGAUAGCGUACUUCGCGUUCUCCGGCCUGGAUCUGCUCAACUCGCUGGACGAGAUCGGUGAGCGGGCGAAGUCGGAGGCGAUCGACUGGGUGUACCGGCUCCAGGUCGAGGGCGCCGGCCCGCGCUCCGGCUUCCAGGCGUCCACGACGAUACCGAGGGACAUACCCGAGUACCAGUGCGGCCACCUGGCGAUGACCUACACCAGCCUGGUGACCCUCCUGAUCCUCGGCGACGAUCUCAGCCGCGUGGACAGGCAGUCCGUCGUCGAGGGCGUCCGGGCCUGCCAGAAUCCCGACGGGUCCUUCACGGCCAUGGUCACGGGAUGCGAGAGCGACAUGAGAUUCCUCUACUGCGCCUCCUGCGUCUCUGCGAUUCUGGACAAUUGGUCGGGCGUGGAUGUCCCAAGGGCCAUCGACUACAUCUUACGAAGCAUUUCGUACGACGGCGGUAUCGGGCAAGGACCGGGUCUCGAGUCCCACGGAGGCUCCACGUUCUGCGCCGUGGCGAGUCUGUUUCUGAUGAGGGAGCGUAUUAACGUAUCGGACAUAUUGACGCGGGAUCGUUUAGCUCGGUUAAAGCGUUGGUGCCUUAUGAGACAGGACGGCGGAUUUAACGGGAGGCCUGGCAAACCGUCCGACACGUGUUACAGCUUCUGGGUUGGCGCUACGCUCGAGCUGCUGGAGUUCCUCAAUUUCUCAGACGCCGAGCAGAACAAAACGUUUAUCCUCAACACGCAGGACACGCUCGUCGGUGGACUGGCGAAGUUUGAUAAUAUUCGGCCUGAUCCUCUGCACACAUAUUUAGGUUUGUGUGGCUUAAGUCUCUUGAGACAGCCUGGUCUGUGUUCGAUAAAUCCCGAGCUCAAUAUUUCCCAACGAGCUUACGAGCACUUGCAGCGGAUUCAUAAAAAGUGGCGGAGCGAAUGACUUAAGUGCAUCAGCAUUCAAGGGACUAGUGAUCAUAUCAGAAAACGCACAGUACUUACUAAUAUCAGAUCAGACACUUUCACGUUCGAUCGUAAUCCCUCGUUCGCAUUUCAUCGCAUUUUCUCUGUGCUAAAAUUCGCAUUCUAAAGAUGUCAAUUAAUACUGCUACAAUAAUCACGACAUGGACAGUAAUGGUUUAUUUUAUUUGGGACUGUUUGUUGAAUGCUUGUUAUAAAUAUAUGUAUUAAAUUAUAGAUAUACAUUGAU
This is a messenger RNA of Wasmannia auropunctata (little fire ant), 1870 nucleotides long. RefSeq names its product geranylgeranyl transferase type-1 subunit beta (gene betaggt-I). Gene Ontology annotation, biological process: protein geranylgeranylation. Gene Ontology annotation, cellular component: CAAX-protein geranylgeranyltransferase complex. Lineage: Eukaryota; Metazoa; Arthropoda; Insecta; Hymenoptera; Formicidae. The record is from RefSeq and is a predicted model, not a curated record. Gene Ontology annotation, molecular function: CAAX-protein geranylgeranyltransferase activity. The transcript is spliced from 3 exons. Bases 578 to 1603 code for a protein of 341 amino acids.